UCGAUGUCUUAAUUCGUUGCUUUGGAGAGAAGGACACAGGGAAGCACGGAGUCUAUUGGACUUCGCUGCGUUCCAUGUCUUUAACUCCGCCCCUAAACAGCUUGUCCAGUUGAAGCGCCCUGAAAUUGGGGUCUCACACGGGGGGAAGUCGCUGCUACUCCUUGUUCUUUCCCACCGUCACCUUCGGGGACACAGCUGCGGACAUGGCCUCCGAUGGUAUGGAUGAGCGAUCUCCGCUGCUGUCAGAACCGAAAUCCGGGAAUGUCACUCCUACGGCACCACCGUACCUGGGGAACACCAGUCCAAGAGCUGAGCUCCCUCCCCCGUACACAGCGAUCGCCAGUCCCGAUGCGGGGGGCGUGCCCGUCAUUAAUUGCCGCGUGUGUCAGUCUCUCAUCAACCUGGACGGGAAGCUGCACCAGCAUGUGGUGAAAUGCACCAUCUGUAAUGAGGCCACGCCCAUCAAAAACCCACCCACUGGCAAAAAGUACGUGAGGUGUCCAUGUAAUUGCCUUCUAAUCUGUAAAGACACAUCCCGAAGGAUAGGAUGUCCAAGACCCAACUGCAGACGUGUCAUCAACCUGAGCCCCGUGAUGGUGAUCCCAGAGGAGCAGCCAGCCCAGCCAGCCCUGCCAGUACAGCCUGAGGGCAUGCGUGUUGUCUGCGGGCACUGUGGCAACACAUUCCUCUGGAUGGAGCUCAGAUUUAACACAUUGGCCAAGUGUCCACACUGCAAAAAAAUAUCCUCAGUUGGGAGUGCCCUCCCGCGAAGGCGCUGCUGUGCUUAUAUUACUGUUGGCAUGAUCUGCAUCUUCAUUGGUGUUGGCUUAACUGUGGGAACCCAGGACUUUGCCAGACGUUACCACGCCACAUAUGUGUCCUGGGCUUUGGCAUACCUGUUGGGUCUGGUCUGUCUGGUGCGGGCCUGUUACUGGGGAAUCAUUAAAGUCAGCUAUCCAGAGAACAGCUUUGCAUAGACAAGUUGCUUUUAAGUGUUUGUUUUAUCUGGAUUGAGUUUAGGGUCUGCCAAUGCUGGUGUCUGAGAACAGCAGUCCUAUACCUGAGUUUUAGAAUAAAAUAAAUACUGUAAUACUGUAAUAAAACAACAGUGGUCUUACAGAAAGCUGCUAGGUAUACCUUCUGAAUUUUUUCUCUUGAAGGCCUAUAUUGGCCACCACUGGAUGGACAUUGUACAUGUUUUAAGUACUGUUCUGUUACUAAUUAGACCAAAAUUGUUCAUCUUUUUGUCAAUUGCUCAUUGCACAACAGUGUUAUGCAAUUAUUUCAUUAUCCUGCUGCUAGGUUACCCAGCUGUUAAAAGCUGAAACUUCAUAAAUUAUCUUUUGUUCAUACAUUUUAAAUUUACGUUUUAACUUUUAGCAUAAACUUACUUUUGCAACCUUUGUAAAAUCCAUUCAUGCCACUAUCAACAAACUUGCCAUACGCCUGUGUUGGCCUU
Messenger RNA from Megalops cyprinoides (Indo-Pacific tarpon), 1459 nucleotides. Its product is annotated as type 2 phosphatidylinositol 4,5-bisphosphate 4-phosphatase-like. The transcript has 7 exons. Gene Ontology annotation, biological process: phosphatidylinositol dephosphorylation. Bases 204 to 977 code for a protein of 257 amino acids. Gene Ontology annotation, cellular component: plasma membrane; late endosome membrane; lysosomal membrane. The record is from RefSeq and is a predicted model, not a curated record. NCBI's taxonomy places the organism in Eukaryota, Metazoa, Chordata, Actinopteri, Elopiformes, Megalopidae. Gene Ontology annotation, molecular function: phosphatidylinositol-4,5-bisphosphate 4-phosphatase activity.